AUGGCAAGCAAACGUAAACAUAACUCGUGUACAUUGAAAGAAAAACUGGAAGUGUUGAAAAGACUUAACAAAGGUGAAAGUGCCACUCAGUUAUCGAAGGAAUUUGGUGUCGGGAAAGCAACAAUUUCCUAUUGGAAAAAGAACAGAGGUAAAAUUGAGCAGUUUUGCGCUACCACAAGUGAAAAAACGAUUGAAAAACGUAGCAAGACGACAGUGUCUUCUUACGAAAAAUUGGACGAAGCACUUUUCUUAUGGUUUACACAAGAAAGACAGAAAGGAAUCCCUAUCACUGGCCCUCUAAUUCAAGAAAAGGCACUUCAAUUGAACAAGCUCAUGGACGGUGACGUAUCAUUUACGGCUAGUUGUGGUUUCUUAGACCAAUGGAAGAAAAGACACGGAAUCAGGCAGCUUACAAUAACUGGGGAGAAAUUGUCAGCGGACAACAAAGCAGCUGUUGAAUACCUUGAGGAGUUCAAAUGCAUCAUUUCUUCCUACUUGCCCCAGCAGGUUUACAACGCAGAUGAGACAGGACUUAACUUUAAAGCAUUGCCUACCAAAAGUCUUGCAUCACAAGAGGAACGAUCUGCACCAGGGUUUAAAAUGGAUAAACAGCGCCUAACUGUGUUGGCCUGCAGCAAUGCUUCUGCCACAAAUAAGCUUCCACUAAUGGUUAUUGGCAAAUCGGCAAAACCACGCUGUUUUAAGAACAUGAACAUGAACUCUCUCCCUGUUUUUUACAGAAAUCAAAAGAAAGCUUGGAUGGAUCGUGCCUUGUUCCAAGAAUGGUUUGACAAGCAAUUUGUGCCAAAAGUAAAGGCGUUUAACAAAGAAAAUGGAUUGCCUCCUCGUGCUUUGUUACUUAUAGACAAUGCUCCGUCACAUCCAGAAGAAAUGCAAGUUGUUUGCGAUGAUAUCAAGGCUAUUUUUCUCCCACCAAAUGUCACAUCGAUUUUGCAGCCAAUGGACCAAGGGGUUUUGCAGGCUUUGAAACAGAAUUAUAGAAAAAUGCUUCUUCGUAGCCUACUUGAAGAUAAUGAAGAGCUAACAAUUUUGGAUAAACUCAAGAAAAUUAACAUCAAAGAUGUUAUUUACUGGGUUGCUGAAGCUUGGGAAAACACACGCAAGGAAUCCUUACAGAAGUCUUGGAAAAAUCUCUGGCCUGAGCUAGAGUUUGUCCAAACAGUUUUCCCCCCGACAAAAGAAAAUUGCGAAGUUCUUCAAUUGGUGAAAAGAAUGCCAGGUUGUGAAAAUGCAGAAGAAGAGUGCGUGGAAGAGUGGACGGCCGUUGACGACUGUGGCCAUGAAGAAUACACAGAUGAUGACAUUGUGGCAGCUGUGCAGGGAACGUCAGCUGAUCUCGGCGCAGACGACAGUGAGGAGGAAGGGGACGCACCGACUGAUGUUGUUCCACACACUGCCGCAGCCAGUGCCCUUGAUCUCGCUUUGCGCUACGUUGAGCAACACGCCGAUGCAACCCCAACAGAUGUUAUGUUUAUGCGGCGUUGGCGAAACAUUGCUUCUUCAAGCCAUUUUAGUUCGUUGCGUCAGAAGAAGAUCACUGACUUUACCUCUUAG
Polypterus senegalus (gray bichir) is the source of this 1575-nucleotide messenger RNA. RefSeq names its product jerky protein homolog-like. Gene Ontology annotation, cellular component: nucleus. Gene Ontology annotation, molecular function: DNA binding. The transcript has a single exon. NCBI's taxonomy places the organism in Eukaryota, Metazoa, Chordata, Cladistia, Polypteriformes, Polypteridae. The record is from RefSeq and is a predicted model, not a curated record. The coding region runs from base 1 to 1575 and encodes 524 amino acids.